AGAGGCAAGCCACUCCAAGAGUCCAGCAAAACCAGAUUCCACAUGGCGCUUCUCACCCGCCGUUGCCAUUUCACAUACAAAUGGCAAUUUCUCCUGGACCAACAACAACCUUUACCUCCUCCUCUUUCAUACUAAAACCUUGUCUUUCUUUUUCUUUCCUUCUCCACAAUUCUAUGCUCAAGAGGCUGCUGCUCUCUCCCACUCUCCACCGCUUUUUCUCUCACCCAACUAAAUUCCUAUCCUUCCCUGGAACACACCCUUGUGCCUGUGCUCACUUUCCCUCGCUUUCUUGGCCUGUCUCCCCCAUUUUCCCUCGACCCAUUCACUCCCUCAACGUCCUGGCCAUGGCUGAACGACCCUCAGCACCUGCGUCGCAUUCUCACAACCACACCAAUCGUUUAGCUGCCGAGCACAGUCCCUAUCUUCUUCAGCAUGCUCAUAACCCUGUUGAUUGGUAUCCAUGGGGUGAGGAAGCCUUCGCGGAAGCGCGAAGGAGAGACGUGCCCAUCUUCUUGUCAAUUGGAUACAGCACCUGCCAUUGGUGUCAUGUUAUGGAGGUGGAAUCUUUUGAGGAUGAAGGGGUUGCCAAAUUGUUGAAUGAUUGGUUUGUCAGUAUCAAGGUGGAUCGGGAAGAGCGCCCUGAUGUUGAUAAGGUAUACAUGACUUAUGUGCAGGCUUUGUACGGUGGUGGAGGUUGGCCACUUAGUGUCUUUCUUUCACCUGAUUUGAAACCUUUAAUGGGUGGAACAUACUUUCCGCCGGAUGACAACUAUGGGAGACCAGGGUUCAAGACUAUACUUAGAAAGGUGAAGGAUGCCUGGGAUAGUAAGAGGGAUAUUCUUGUUAAGAGUGGAGCCUUUGCUAUUGAGCAGCUCACAGAGGCAUUAUCUGCGAGUGCAAGUUCUAAUAAAGUGCCAGAUGGGCUUCCACAAAAUGCCUUGCGUCUAUGUGCAGAGCAGCUUUCUUCUAGUUAUGAUUCAAAGUUUGGUGGCUUUGGAUCUGCCCCAAAGUUUCCUAGACCAGUCGAAAUUCAGCUGAUGUUUCACUGGUCCAAAAAAUUGGAGGAAACUGGAAAGUUAAGUGAAGCAAAUGAAGCUUUGAAAAAGGUUUUCUUUAGCUUGCAAUGCAUGGCAAGAGGAGGCAUCCAUGAUCACGUUGGAGGUGGCUUUCAUAGAUAUAGCGUGGACGAGUGCUGGCAUGUUCCCCACUUUGAGAAAAUGCUGUAUGAUCAAGGGCAGCUUGCUAAUGUCUAUUUAGAUGCUUUUUCUAUCUCCAAAGACAUCUUCUAUUCAUGUGUAUCUCGGGAUAUUCUUGAUUAUUUGGGGAGAGACAUGAUUGGACAAGAAGGUGAGAUCUUUUCAGCAGAGGACGCUGACAGUGCCGAAAAUGAAGGUGCCUCGAGAAAAAAGGAGGGAGCCUUCUACGUAUGGACCAGCAAAGAGAUUGAUGACAUACUUGGAGAGCAUGCAACUCUUUUCAAGGACCAUUACUAUGUAAAGCCUUUGGGUAAUUGUGACCUUUCUAGAAUGAGUGAUCCUCACCAUGAAUUCAAGGAAAAGAAUGUGCUGAUUGAGAGACAAAAUCCAACUGAAAUGGCAUCAAAACUUGGCAUGCCUGUUGAAAAAUAUCUUGAUAUUUUGGGUGAAUGUAAGCGAAAGCUAUUCGAAGUAAGAUCAAAGCGACCAAGACCGCAUUUGGAUGAUAAGGUAAUUGUAUCAUGGAAUGGUCUGGCACUAUCAUCCUUUGCAAGGGCUUCAAAAAUUUUGAAGGAUGAAGACGAGGGGACCAAAUUCGACGAGGGGACCAAAUUCAACUUUCCUGUUGUUGGUUGUGAUCCCCAGGAGUACAUGGAAGUUGCGGAGAAGGCGGCAUCUUUUAUCAGGAGACAGCUCUAUAACGAGCAAACACACAGGCUACAACACAGCUUUAGGAAUGGCCCAUCUAAAGCACCAGGGUUUUUAGAUGAUUAUGCUUUUCUGAUUUCGGGUUUGCUGGAUCUUUUUGAGUUUGGUGGUGGAAUUAAGUGGCUACUUUGGGCAACCGAACUGCAAGAAACCCAGGAUGAAUUAUUUCUUGAUAGAGAGGGAGGAGGCUAUUUCAAUACCCCAGGGGAAGACCCGUCGGUUCUCCUCCGCGUGAAGGAAGAUCAUGAUGGGGCAGAGCCCUCUGGAAACUCAGUUUCUGCAAUUAAUCUUGUAAGGUUGGGCUCCUUGGUUUCAGGCAGUAGGUCUGAUUGUUACAGGCAGACUGCAGAGCAUCUUCUGGCAGUUUUUGAGACAAGACUAAAAGAUAUGGCCAUGGCAGUGCCUCUGAUGUGUUGUGCAGCUGACAUGGUCACUGCUCCCCAUCGGAAGCAAGUUGUCUUAGUUGGCCAUAAGCCUUCUAUAGAGUUCGAAAACAUGCUUGUUGCAGCCCACGCAGCAUAUGAUCCCGAUAAAACAGUUAUUCACGUAGACCCUUCCAGUGAAGAAGAGAUGGAGUUUUGGGAGGAAUAUAAUAGCAAUGUUGCCCUCAUGGCGAAGAAUAAUUUUGCUGCAGAUAAAGUGGUAGCUCUGGUAUGCCAAAACUUCACUUGUGGUGCCCCCAUUACAGAUCCUGGAUCUCUCAAGGCUCUGCUCUCCCAGAAAGCCUCCUCUUCUGCAUAAAUUGCUGUCGACUAAUAAUAAUUACAAUGUUUAUAAAGCAUCAUAGUAAUGUUUAUGAAUUUAACAUCAUCCUUGUAUUUGGUUUUUUAAUCUUUUUUGGUUUAGAGCUGAGGACUUCCAAUAUGGUACAUAUCUAAUAUCUUUCUCCUCUCAGCUACAGCAACCUCCAUGACUAUAAUGUGUAUAAGCAUUUAUUUUUUCUCACAGAAAAGAUGCCAUAGAUUAUUUUUGGGUAUGAAGACGUUGUCGUAGUAGUA
Messenger RNA from Corylus avellana, 2902 nucleotides. RefSeq names its product catalytics. The record is from RefSeq and is a predicted model, not a curated record. NCBI's taxonomy places the organism in Eukaryota, Viridiplantae, Streptophyta, Magnoliopsida, Fagales, Betulaceae. Gene Ontology annotation, biological process: carbohydrate metabolic process. Gene Ontology annotation, cellular component: chloroplast.